Molecule: messenger RNA, 2465 nt
Organism: Chelonus insularis
Lineage: Eukaryota; Metazoa; Arthropoda; Insecta; Hymenoptera; Braconidae
Product: thiamine transporter 2-like
Exons: 7
Coding region: 280-1626 (448 amino acids)
Biological process (GO): vitamin transport; transmembrane transport
Cellular component (GO): plasma membrane
Molecular function (GO): vitamin transmembrane transporter activity
Source: RefSeq, a predicted model, not a curated record
UUUCUAUGACAAUAUCAAUGUGAUCGCAUGAUCUCUUGUGCAAGUUAACCAGUGCUAAUUAAAACAUGUAUCCACUUCGAGUCUUACUUAAGUACUUACAAGACGUAAGUGGAGUGUUAAGAAUAUUACGCAUGUUGAUGAUUAAAAUUUGAUUAACCCAAGAGAUAGAAUUUUUUAUACAUGAUUGUAAAUAUUAACAUACACUUGUCAACCGGUACCAAAUAAAAUUUUCGGUAAAUGAAUUAAUUAACAAAAGAUAAUCCAAUUGUGCAUUUAAUCAUGGAAUGGACAAGGAUUUCACAAAUUCUUUGUAUGUUUGGUUUUCUUAAAGAAUUCAGACCAAGUGAGCCAUUUAUAUAUAAUUAUCUAACAAGUCAUGGAAAAAAUUUUACUGAUAAACAGGUGAACCAAGAAAUAUAUCCAAUUGCUACUUACAGUAAUUUUGCAACUUUAGUAGUAGUUUUUCUGUUGACUGAUUUUUUGAGAUAUAAACCGGUUAUUAUAUUAUGUGGUAUCUCAGGAAUUGCUGCAUACAUCAUUUUGAUUGUUGGAAACUCUAUUCCGAUUAUUCAAGUAGUAGAAUUUUUAUAUGGUUUAUAUUUUUCUACAGAAGUUGCUUACUAUACUUAUAUUUAUGCCAAAGUUGACAAAGAACAUUAUCAAAUUGUAUCAAGUUAUAUCAGAUCAGCUUUAUUAUUUGGAAGAUUUAUCACUGGUGUUGUAGCUCAAUUAACUAUUUCAUUUAGUAUCUUGAACUAUCAUGAGCUUAAUUAUCUCACAUUGCUAGGACAAGUGCUAGCUACAUUGUGGGCCGUCUUCCUUCCAUCAGUAAAACAAUCAGUAUAUUUUCACCGUCCUGAAGAUUCACCUGAUAAGGACGAUUGCAUAACUAAUUCAAGAGUGACAACUGAAGGCUUAUACCCUAAUCAAUCUUUUAUUCAAAAAACUAAACGAGCUUACUAUUUACUAUGGAAAGAUUUUAUAAAAGCUUAUACAAAUAUUCAUGUAUUGAAAUGGUCAUUUUGGUGGGCAGCAGCAAGUUGUGGAUAUUUACAAGUACUUAGUUACGCUCAAAUAAUUUGGGAGACAUGUGUUAAAACAGAUGACAUAAUUUAUAAUGGAGCAGUAGAGGCGUUUUAUACAAUAAUUGGUGGUCUCACGGUAUUUGGAGUUGGAAAACUACAAUUAAACUGGGAGUUACUUGGCGAAAUAAUUCUAUCAUUUUUCUCCAUCAUAGAAGCUAUUUUAUUAUUUUUUAUGACAAAAACCUAUAAUAUUUGGUUACAAUACACAUUAUAUAUAAUAUUUGGUGUCAUCUAUCAUACCAUUGUGACAAUCGCCAGUUUCGAAGUGGCAAAAAACAUAUCUGAAGAUAGUUUUGGCCUCAUCUUUGGGAUAAAUGUAUUUUUAGGAUUAACCUUCCAAAGUAUUUUAACAUUUAUAGUUAUCGGUGGAAAUCAUUUUUUACUAGAUAUCAGAGGCCAGUUUACAGUCUAUUCUGCAUAUUUUGGAGUACUUGGUGCCAUAUUUGGAGUCAUAGCAGUUUUUACAAUAACUUCAUUGUGUAGAAGACAAGAGAAGCUUACAAUAUGGACUGAAGUUAAAGAUGAUCGAAACAGUCAUUGAUGCUCAUCUAAUAGGCUGAAUUAAAUAAAUAUGGAAUUAAUUAUUAUAGUAUUUAUUAUUUGUAUUUUUAGUAUUUUCAUUACAGUAUUGUGAUUGUGAUAUGGAAAUAAUAUCUUUUUUUUGUUUCAUAGUUUAUUAUAGUUAUAAUAUUUGUUGAUAAAAUUAAUGGAUUUAUGUUACUUUUUAAAAGUAUAUUUUUUAUUAAAUUUUUAUAUAGUUCUAAAUCUAAAAGAUUCAGGAAUAAAGGGGAAAUAAUUUUAAACGUGAUUUUUCAUUAUUUUAUCCUUUUACAUUGUCACAUUAAUUUGAUAAAUUAAUCGCAAAGAGAAAGAUUUCCAUUGAAACAAUCAAGAAUUGUUAUUUAAUCGAUUUGUUGCUGUAAAGUAGUUAAAAAAAACAAUAAUGAUAAUUAUGACCUUGUCUCUAAAAUGAAUAUUUUUCUAACAUUAAAAUUUCCAAAUGCAUUAAAGUGUCUAGUCACGAAUGUGAAUAUUAUCCAAUGGAACAUCAAAAUAUGUCAGGUAAAUAGUUAAAAAUUAUGAUAAUUAUGUUAUUAAUUUUCUGUUAUAUUUAAUUAUAGGAAUUUUCUAUUUCCUUUCAGGAGUCUUCUGUUUUCUCCGGAUAUUUUGCAGUAUUUAAUAUGUUUAUUAUAAGCCCAUUCUCUAUAAUAACAAUGUUAUGUAAAACAAAAAGAAAGGAAAAGCCAGUAUCGGAGAUAAAAAAUCAUGGGAGCAAUUAUUUCCACUCAAAAAAUCAUAAAAGAGGUUGUUAUUUCCAAGAUUAUAUUCAAUAAAUUAUUCACAUACGAAAAAAUAAAAUUAAUUUGUCUCUAAUGGAGA